Molecule: messenger RNA, 916 nt
Organism: Fundulus heteroclitus (mummichog)
Lineage: Eukaryota; Metazoa; Chordata; Actinopteri; Cyprinodontiformes; Fundulidae
Exons: 5
Coding region: 155-916 (253 amino acids)
Molecular function (GO): protein binding
Source: RefSeq, a predicted model, not a curated record
GACCAGCAUCACUCUGCAGUGGAAUAAAGUCAGCAGCAACACCAGCUUUGUUCUCCAGUUUAAUGGCACAGAGACAAACAUCAGUGCACCAGAUGGAGAUGGACCGGUGAACCAUACAGUCUCAUUUCUCUUUGCUGGAACUAAAUACACAUUCAUGCUCUUUUCUGUGUUUGAAAACAUCAGAAGCAGUGGAGUACAACUUAGCGCUGUCACCGCUCCCAAAAACGCAGAGGCUGUGAGAGUAUCAGAACAAAAUGAGACCAGCAUCACUCUGCAGUGGAAUAAAGUCAGCAGCAACACCAGCUUUGUUCUCCAGUUUAAUGGCACAGAGACAAACAUCAGUGCACCAGAUGGAGAUGGACCAGUGAACCAUACAGUCUCAUUUCUCUCUGCUGGAACUAAAUACACAUUCAUGCUCUGUUCUGUGUUUGAGAACAUCAGAAGCAGUGGAGUACAACUUAGCGCUGUCACCGCUCCCAAAAACGCAGAGGCUGUGAGAGUAUCAGAACAAAAUGAGACCAGCAUCACUCUGCAGUGGAAUAAAGUCAGCAGCAACACCAGCUUUGUUCUCCAGUUUAAUGGCACAGAGACAAACAUCAGUGCACCAGAUGGAGAUGGACCAGUGAACCAUACAGUCUCAUUUCUCUCUGCUGGAACUAAAUACACAUUCAUGCUCUGUUCUGUGUUUGAGAACAUCAGAAGCAGUGGAGUACAACUUAGCGCUGUCACCGCUCCCAAAAACGCAGAGGCUGUGAGAGUAUCAGAACAAAAUGAGACCAGCAUCACUCUGCAGUGGAAUAAAGUCAGCAGCAACACCAGCUUUGUUCUCCAGUUUAAUGGCACAGAGACAAACAUCAGUGCACCAGAUGAAGAUGGACCAGUAACCAGCAUCAAUGGUCUUGCUGUUACCAGCUAA